Messenger RNA from Cydia splendana, 811 nucleotides. RefSeq lists its product as uncharacterized. Lineage: Eukaryota; Metazoa; Arthropoda; Insecta; Lepidoptera; Tortricidae. The record is from RefSeq and is a predicted model, not a curated record. Bases 101 to 787 code for a protein of 228 amino acids. The transcript has 4 exons.
UCAAUCGAUGUAAUCCGGAGAUAUUGGCCACAUCAUUGGCAAUUAACAGUACUGCUAUAUUAGAUUCACACAUUGGUUUAAGCGCCGUCAGUUGAAUAACAUGUUGCAGUUACUAGUAGUGGCGCUCUUGGCAUCAGCUGCGGUGGCCGAAGAGGCAGAGCCCGCGGAAGCGGCGGCAAAAUCGGUGCCUCUGGAGGCGAAGCCGUCUGAGGAUGCCGAGCAGACUGUGAUGAAAGACGCGGAGUCUAUCCAUCGUAACCGUCAAUACCUCGACGACUAUGACCAUCACGACAAUAACAACCUUCUCUACCUCAAGGCUAAGCUUGACGGGCCUGAAAGCCAUCGUGAAGGCCCUAUCAUAGCUCGCAAUCUUCCCAAUUCUCACGAAAAGGGACACGCUAACAUUGCUGAGCAAGAUGAGAUCAUCAAGUUCACAUAUAGCCCUGCGUAUUACGAACCUAUUUGGGUUCUGGACUACAGAUUCCUAAAGUCAGGUGGCAGGAGGUACACGCGUGGACCGGGAGGACAGGUCCUUAUUCUUCCGAGGAGCUACAAGCAUCACAAGGGGGACGGCACCGGUGACUACGACCAAUUGGUCGAGUUUUGGCGCUUGAAGUUGAUUGCCGAACAAAACAAGAGGAUGCGCGAGAACGGAUUGGGUGUUCAUGCUGGACAUGGACAUGGACACCACGGAUAUGGAGAAUAUGAACAUGUUGACAUGGGAAGAGAACCAAUAUAUAGGGAAAGAGAGAAUUUGCACCGGGAAACGGGACACGGAUAUCAUUAAUGUCAAACCCACUGUACUAAUCGU